AUGGAUCGAAGGAAAUCUGGCGAAACAAAGGGACACGAUAAGGUAAGGAGGGAAAGGAAAGGCUUCAUUCAAAGGCUGUUGAAUUUCAAUGGCGGGGGCAGGAAUACGGCGGAUGAAGGGAAUCAAUGGAGAUUCGGUAGACGAAAGAGGGAUACUGAAGUUGAUCAAUGGAGAUUCGGUGGCCGAACGACAGGCACUGAGGGAGAAGACGCAAUUCAAUGGAGAUUUGGUCAACGAAAGAGGGACACUGAAGGCGAUCAAUGGAGAUUCGGUGGACGAAAGAAAGACACUGAGGUUGAAGGUGCUGAUCAGUGGAGAUUUGCUGGAAAAAAGCGCGGCGUAUUGG
Paramuricea clavata is the source of this 346-nucleotide messenger RNA. The record is from the annotation of a GenBank genome assembly. NCBI's taxonomy places the organism in Eukaryota, Metazoa, Cnidaria, Anthozoa, Malacalcyonacea, Plexauridae.